This is a messenger RNA of Girardinichthys multiradiatus, 3056 nucleotides long. RefSeq names its product tropomodulin 2 (gene tmod2). The transcript has 10 exons. Gene Ontology annotation, cellular component: myofibril; striated muscle thin filament. Gene Ontology annotation, biological process: myofibril assembly; pointed-end actin filament capping; muscle contraction. Lineage: Eukaryota; Metazoa; Chordata; Actinopteri; Cyprinodontiformes; Goodeidae. The record is from RefSeq and is a predicted model, not a curated record. Gene Ontology annotation, molecular function: tropomyosin binding. Bases 250 to 1290 code for a protein of 346 amino acids.
CCAUCACAGGGCCCUUCUGUUCCCUCUUCCUGUGUUACCGCCCUUGGUCGGACCGAGUGACAAGCCCUACACACACAGGAGUCGCCGUCGCCGCAGCUACUUGGAAGUCUGGUGCUAUUCGGAGUUUAACUCAGCGACGUGUCUUUUAACUCGGGUAGUCCCUCCUCGCUGAUCUGCAGCAGAAAGAGUGUGCAGGAACAGAGUGGCUGCAGUUUGCUGUUCGGUGUUGCCUAGCAAGCUAUAGCCACCAUGGCGCUGUCAUUUAAGAAGGACCUUGAGAAGUACAAGGAUAUCGACGAAGAUGAAAUCCUUAACAAGCUCUCAGAGGAGGAGCUCAAACAGCUGGAGACGGUCCUCGAGGAAGUGGACCCUGAGAAUGCUCUUCUUCCAGCCGGCUUACGGCAGAAAGAUCAGACCAACAAGACAGCCACUGGAACAUUCAACAGGGAAGGACUGCUGAAAUACCUGGAGAAGGAAGCCAUAGAGUACAAAGACAGAGACGAUAUCGUGCCCUUCACUGGGGAGAAAAAAGGAAAAGUAUUUGUUCCGAAGCAGAAACCAAAAGAAACAUGCCAGCAAGAAGUCACAACCCUUGACCCAGAGUUAGAAGAAGCUCUCUCCAGUGCCACAGAUACAGAACUUUGCGAUUUAGCAGCUAUUUUGGGUGUCCACACAUUGGUCACCAGUAAUCAGACAUAUGAUGGAACUGGAAGUAAAGAGGGCUACAACAAUGUGAUCAAAGGUGAAAAGAUGAACCCAGUGUUUGAUGAGCCUCCCAACCCCACUAAUGUAGAAGAAACGCUGCAGAGGAUAAAAAGCAACGACAGCUCCUUAAAAGAGGUCAACCUUAACAACAUCAAGAACAUUCCCAUUCCCACGCUGAAAGACUUUGCCAAAGCAAUGGAGAAGAACACACACAUCACAAAGUUCAGCCUGGCAGCAACACGGAGUAACGACCCAGUUGCUGUGGCGUUCAGUGACAUGCUGCGAGAAAACAAGACGCUGCGAAGUUUGAACCUGGAGUCCAAUUUCAUCACUGGAGCAGGAGUUCAAGCUUUGGUUGAAGCAUUGCGAGAUAAUGACACACUCACCGAGAUCAAGAUAGACAACCAGAGGCAGCAGCUGGGGACCACUGUAGAGAUGGAGAUAGCUAAGAUGCUGGAAGAGAACAGCAGCAUAGUGAAGUUCGGCUACCACUUCACUCAGCAGGGACCUCGGUCCAGGGCUGCUGCAGCAAUCACCAAGAACAAUGACCUCAUCCGCAGGAGACGAGUGGAGAGGGACCAGUAGAGACAGAGCGCUACCUUUCUCCGAGCCAAUUCUCCUGUUCAUCUCAUCACGUGGAAUAAUUUCAGCCAUUGCCCUGAUCUCAUCUCACUGUGUGGUGGUUUUAGUCCUGUGCCAAACUGUGGGGCAAGGCAUGCUCAUCCUGAACAAUUCAUCAGAGAAGAAGGGAAAUAACUGGAAAAGCCCUCUCCCUAUCCACGAUUAUGUUUGUUAUUGAUGUAAAUCUCAUUAGUUUUUAAACACGUCAUUUCAGCUGCUCUCAUUUUGAGCCCUUCUAUUACCUGUCCAGACUUUUUACAUUUCUUUCUUUUAUACGACGCCAUAAAACAUGUGAAGUUGUCAUGCACAGCACCAAGUAACAAACAACAACUUUGAGGAAAAUCCGAAACCAACAUUUGGAGACUCGUGUGGUCCGUUCUGUUUUGCAGCGGAGAUCAAAGCUUCAUGUUGAAAUAACGUCAGUGGCAGAAUUUGUCUGAACUUCAUGCUUUCUUCUGAUGACUCUUGGCUAAUGAAGCAGGACAGCAUGAAGCUGCACAUGCCCUGUGGUUUGCAGGUGUUUAUUAAAAGCUUCUUGUAAAGCUGGCAGGACUGGAUCUAGUGUGUUGUAAUAGUUGGUUUGAGCUUAUUCACUGAAGUGUGUUAAAAUCACAUAGAUAACCUCGGUUUAUCCCCUUGUGUAAAAUAUAUACUGUAAUUAUUACUUGUUUACUGUUCUAAUCUAGUUUUGACAUAGCUGCAAUUUUAAUGUUAAUUAUUUUGAUCAAAAAGAACAAUAACUUGGUCAAAAUGUUUAGAUUCAAGUGAAAGUGGGCUUAUUUUGCAAAAGAGUAAAAAGAUGCCAGUAGAAAGAUGCCAGUUAGAAAAGAUUUUGUGCUUAAACAUGCCAAAGACUAACACACACACCGCAGAAGACUCAACAGUGAACCCCAUGGUUUUAACUUUACAGCGAAGCAAUUCUAUUUCCCCCUUUUCUUUUGAUCUUUUAUAGCAAAUAUAUGUUUAUUUUACUGAGACGUAAGGUUUGUCUGAAACUUGCUUCUCAGGUUCCAGCUUCUUGUAAAAUGUUUCUUUAAGCUAAAUCUCACAGAUUAAAGUUUUAAUUUGAACCUUUCCUUCUUUCCAACACAAACGGUCACUCUGAUGUUCAGCUGUAGAGCCGAGUCGGGAAUUCAGGUGCAUGAAAUCAAACGUCCUCAGUUCCACUAACCUGCUUCAGAUCCUUAACCAGGACUUACUUGAACCUUGUAUAUACUGUUUAUAGGAACUAUAUGCUGGCAUGACGUCCUCACUUGUAAACAUCAAAUCUCUGUUAACCAAAACGUUUCACAUUCCUUAGGAAAUAAUUGUACUCUGUUUUUUUUAUAUAUCUGUGCACAUUUUCCAUGUCCACAUCUGCUAGUACUUCCUCCUCACUGGUUGUCCACCAGAAAACAAAGGAAUGUAAAAACAGUCACCUAAAGUGAAAAAACAUUUUUUUUUUUUCCCUUUACUUGGGCUUGUUAGUAUUUCGUAGCUCAUAACAUGUAUAUUAACUGCAAAAUGCCAUCUCAAAUUGAAAGUAUGCACACAUAUACUUGAUACUUGUGUAUCACAACCACAAAUCACUGCUGAGAUUUCUUUUUUUUUUUGUUUGUUUUGUUUUUUACCUGAACUCCACAUCCAGAGGUUAACACAAAUAAUGUGUAUUAUUAUAAAAAAGGAACACAAGUAAGGUUAAAAAGCACUGCUGAAUAUAAAAUAUAUUCAACAAUAAAUGUUUAUAUAUA